UAAUUCAUCGCUCUCCUUCAUUCUUGCUUUACCCUCGUCGUUGGUUUCGCUUGCUUCUGCUACUCGACUGGUUAGCAACUCGAGAGAACCGACCAGUUUGCCUCGCCGGACCUUCAAGAUGAGUCUUCUAAGAAACGGAAUCCGAUCGGCCUUCGCUCUCCGAAGCUCCGCUUCAAGACUUGGAUCUCCCCCGUUUCUCCUUCAAUCUGCGAAUCAUUUCUCCACCGAAGCAGGACGGCCUCUUUCCCCGGCAUCAGCGCCGGCAAACCCAUCCGUGGAUCCGUUCCUUCAGAAUCCUGGCAUCGCAUACGGGAAAUUGUUCGGCAACACUAGGCAUACGCUGAAGACGGACAUUAUCAAUAUGCUAGAGGGCUGUGACUUGGGUCUUGAGGAUAUCAAAUUCAACUACACCCGUAGCUAUGGUCCUGUUGCAGUGCUAUUACAGUUUCCUUCCCGUCAAGCCUACGACAAUGCAUUUAAGGUCAUUGCGAAGAAGGGUCGUUUAUACAGGCUGCAAAUGGCUAACCGUUCUGAGUGGGAUCUUCAACAGCCUUUCUAUGGAAAAACUGUUCUGGUGCAAGGAGUUCCUCCAAAUGCACAACUAGACGAUAUCGAACGCUUUUUGUCAGGCUUUGAUUUUGACUCAUCUUCCAUCCAAUUUAUAAGGCAAGGGAUGCCACCAAAUUCCAUAAGAACUGCUGUAGUGAAGUUUGCGUCCCAGGUGCAAGCAAUGAAUGCAUUGAUUUCCAAAAAUGGAGCCUUUUGUCUCAACAAUCGAGUUGUGAUGCGAGUUAUUCAGUAACGUCCGUGUUGCCUUAGCCUCGGCUACUGCAUCUUCAGUCUUCAUGGUGCUUGGGAAAGGACACAUCGAAUGUUACUGGGAGUAGUUAGUGAAGAAUUUGACAGACUUCUUUCUUUCACGUUGUUAGACACUUAAAUGAUCGCCACUUCCUUUCGGCUAUCAAAUUUCUUGCACCACAGCUCAAGUUUAGGC
Messenger RNA from Linum tenue, 994 nucleotides. The record is from the annotation of a GenBank genome assembly. Lineage: Eukaryota; Viridiplantae; Streptophyta; Magnoliopsida; Malpighiales; Linaceae.